GUCGGUGAGCACGUGAUCUCGAAAGUUUAGAUGCACGUGCUUCAUGUCCGAGUUCAAGAAACUCGUUCUAAAACGGUUUCCGGCAGUCGGCGAGCCUGAAUCUGCGGAGAGUCAUUACUGGAAGAAGUUUGAAAAUCCGAUCACUAUAAAGGAGUAUGGCUCUGUUUCAUAUGUGCACUUUUCGCCGGUAAAACCGUAUGACGUCGCGGUGACAAGCGGCUCUAGGGUUCAGAUUUAUAGCCCCUUGAAUGGUCAAGUGAAGAAGACAAUCUCGAAGUUUAAGGAAGCUGCAUUUUGUGGGAGCUUUCGUGAUGACGGUCAACUGAUGGUAGUUGGAGAUGGUAAUGGGUCGGUCAAGGUUUUUGAACUUGGUGGUCGAGUUCUUCUGAGGCAGUUCAAAGGACAUACACGGUCGACGCAUGUCAGUUGUUUUUCGAUUGCUCGACAACAUGUUUUUUCGGCAUCGGACGAUCAGACGGUGAGAUACUGGGAUCUUGCAACGGAGACGGCCAUUUGUGUGCUGGAAGGGCACGAGGACCAUAUCAGAACGGGAACGACAAUCCAGACGACACCCGAUCUAUUCCUAACAGGAUCAUACGACCACACACUAAGACUAUGGGACGUCCGCACUCAAUCGUGUGUCAUGAAAGCCGACCAUGGAUCACCCAUUGAGUCCACACUAAUGUUUCCAUCCGGAUCGUCGUGUAUAUCAUCAGGCAGCAACGAUAUAAAGGUGUGGGAUGUGUUACAAGGUGGACGGAUUCUCGCCGCAGUCUCGAAUCAUCAGAAGACGAUCACAUGUCUGGCGUUUAACAGCAAUUACAGACGACUGUUGUCCGGCAGUUUAGACAGGCAAGUCAAGGUGUACAACACGCAAGACUAUACGGUUGUUUACAGUUCAAGCUAUCCGGCAUCUAUUCUAAGUCUCGGUCUCUCGCCGAACGAAGAGUCGCUCAUUGUUGGUAUGACGGGCGGCUAUAUCUCCAUGCGUUCGCGAAGAAGUGGCGACCAAGACAAACCCAUUGUGCCACGACUACCACCCACACCGGGCACGUUUCGGUAUUACCAUCGUGGUACAUCAGCUCAACCGGAUCAAGACGAUGUAAUAGUCGAGAGGAUAAAACACAGAGGCCUCGCUGAGUACGAGACAUUUCUAAGAAAAUUUCAGUAUAGAAAUGCAUUGGAUGCGGCACUGAAGACUGGACGACAUGUAGUAAUAGUGAGUCUAGUACAAGAGCUUGUGCAUCGAGAUGGUCUUAAGAUUGCGUUGUCGGGUCGUGAUGAGAUGGCGUUGGAGCCGGUUCUUAGAUUUCUGACUAAAUAUAUUGCGGAUCCAAGAUACACUGCUUUACUUUCAGACGUGUGCAACAUUGUAUUAGAUAUUUAUGCUGGUGCAGUCGGAGAAUCGCCUAAGAUCGACGAACUUCUUCAGAAACUCAAAUCAAGGAUCGAUUACGAGUUGAUCUUUCAGCAGCAAGUCUUCCAACUGCUUGGUGCGAUGGACAUGAUAUUUGCUGCAUCACUUCCUCGUCCUACUAUACCCAGUGAGACAAGAACUAGCACUGACUAACAGGUAGCAUCUAUUUUAGUAAUACAAGUUAAUAUAAUUGCUAAUGUUUAUUAAGUUAAUUAAAGUAAUUGCACAGUUAUACUCUAGACUAGUGUAAAGACUUGUAUGUGGGGUCAGUGUUACUCAACACUAUGUCAGUCAGCGUCUUCUCGUGGUAACGUCUGGGCAGUUGUCUACACUUGUGUGUGAACUGGCUAACACUGAC
Molecule: messenger RNA, 1775 nt
Organism: Corticium candelabrum
Lineage: Eukaryota; Metazoa; Porifera; Homoscleromorpha; Homosclerophorida; Plakinidae
Product: U3 small nucleolar RNA-associated protein 15 homolog
Exons: 14
Coding region: 44-1570 (508 amino acids)
Biological process (GO): rRNA processing; positive regulation of transcription by RNA polymerase I
Cellular component (GO): nucleolus
Molecular function (GO): protein binding
Source: RefSeq, a predicted model, not a curated record